This is a messenger RNA of Lytechinus pictus (painted urchin), 1548 nucleotides long. Its product is annotated as poly(3-hydroxybutyrate) depolymerase-like. The record is from RefSeq and is a predicted model, not a curated record. The transcript is spliced from 11 exons. Bases 48 to 1061 code for a protein of 337 amino acids. NCBI's taxonomy places the organism in Eukaryota, Metazoa, Echinodermata, Echinoidea, Temnopleuroida, Toxopneustidae.
UCGGAACUCACAGGCUUCAGAAAUUAUUAAGACCUAUCAAGAUAAAGAUGUCGCACGAAUUUCUUCACCUUCUCCUUGUAACGAUCUUGUUUGCAACAAGCCAGGCGGCCGCUCCUCCCCUAGAGCAUUAUGGUGCAAACAAUGAUCAGGUUACAGUGAGUGGAAUAUCUUCUGGAGCUUUCAUGGCCGUACAGGUGCAUGUCGCUUACUCCGCCUCCAUCAUGGGAGUGGGCGUGGUCGCAGGAGGUCCUUACUGGUGUGCUCAGGCUAAUCUAUUUAAAGCUCUAGGUGAAUGUAUGGAGACCGGGGACAUUAAUGUAGACUACUUGGCUGGAUUUCCAACUUCAUACGCUCUCAGCACGAGAACAAUUGAUGACCCAGUCAACAUGAUCAACGAUAAAAUAUACGUCUUCGGUGGAACAAGGGAUGGCGUAGUCAACCAAAAUGUUGCCAAGGCUGCAGAGGAAUACUAUCGCCAUUUCAAUUAUGAUGACAACAAUUACCUCACCGAAUACACGAUUCCUGCUGAACAUUCUAUGGUUCAUGAUAAGCACGGUAAUCCGUGUGGUUAUAUGGGUGAACCGUAUAUCAACAACUGUGGAUAUAACGCUGCUUUUGAGAUGCUGAAUCAUUUCUAUGGACCAGGACUUGAGACCCCGACAGAGAGCACUGGUCAAAAUGGGCAGAUGUUCGAAUUCGACCAAACUGAGUUUUUCAAAAACGAAAACGCAGCAAAGGAGAGUGUGGCUGAUACUGGCUUUGUUUAUGUACCACCUGGUUGCCUUGGCGACGCAUCUAAUUGUAGGAUACACAUAGCCCUCCAUGGUUGUUUAAUGCAGUAUGAUGCAAUCAAUGACGCUUACAUCAGAUAUUCUGGCUAUAACGAAGUGGCUGACCUUAAUGAUAUCAUCAUUAUCUACCCACAAACCAUUGCAAAACAGAUGGGCGGAAACCCCAAUGCAUGUUGGGACUGGUGGGGAUACGCUUCAAUCUCAUACGCGUGUAACCUGGCUCCGCAAAUGGACUUCAUGAAGCAAAUUAUUGACCGUGUCACCGCGUAAAAGGAUUGAUGAUAUUCGAAAGUGAAACUUUAGUCAUCGAUGAAUUUGAUUUCACUCUUCUGAAAAUGUAGGGUUUAAAUGAGUUUCAAAAUCACAACCUCGCACUCUGUUAAAAUGAAUUAGAGUUCAUUGGGCCUUUUAGCUACUGCCAACCAAGUGUGGCACAAUAGAAAUGACGGUCUAUAAACUACGUGAGCAAUUAAAUUUAAAAUUUUCAAGGCCCGGACUGGGGAAUUACACAAUGGCUUGUUCCAAAUUAGCCGAAAAUGUGUUAAACUGAUCUUAAAAUCUAAUUUUCAAUUCCUAAAUCUUCCGCUUCCUCCUCCUCUUCGACCCUCUUCCUCCUUCCUCUUCCUCGUCUUCAUCCUUUUCUUCUUCUUUUUUCCCGGCACUUCUUACAACUCUGAAAUAAUUAAGGGGUAUACAUUUUAAUGUUGCCAUAUAUUAACACAUGUUGCAUCUAUAGAUUAAAAUCGAUGAACUGAAA